AGGUACAUAGCGUCAAAGACAAACCAAACACGUACCAAAAGUCACGUUAUAUGAGAAAGGCACACCAAGAAAUAUCCCAAGAAUAUUUGGCUACAAAGCGGAUGUCUUUUUGAUAUUAGGGGGGAAAUGUGCAACACCGGCGGAGGUGGUGUGACUCAUGCGUGCGUAGUAACGAAUAAAUAGGCAAUGUACGCUUUAAAUAUCAGCACAUCAAAUGUACAUCAGCAAAAAAAGGUCAGCGUGCAUGGAAUUUCACAGUGAACUAUUCUUCAACCCGACGUUUUUCCAGGACUGUUUAACGCACAUUUUACACAUCACAUUUUUGGAGGACUUAAUUUGGUCAGUGUCUCGUAGUUCUUUUUUUGGACUCUACCUGUUCACCUGUAUCCAUCACCAGCACGUGAGUGGGACUUUUCAUCUCUGCUAAAAUAAGAGGGUGUUCGCAGAAAGUGACAGCGCGCUUUGAAGUGAGGACUUUUGUAGGCUACUGUGUCUCAGGACUGAUGGCGGCGUCUGCACCUUCCUCCUCUGGCGGCGAACCGGAUCCCAACUCGACAAAUUUACGACCACCAGGCUCAAGCUAUGACGCCUGGUGUGGAGUUGCUCAUGGAUGUACUAGAAAACUGGGAAUGAAGAUAUGUGGAUUUUUGCAGAAAAAUAACAAUCUGGAGGAGAAGAGUCGGAUUGUGGGUUCCUUCCAGGAACAGUCGUCUAAGAAUCAGCUGUCUUGUGACAACAGCGACAGAGAUACCCGUUUCAGACGCACCGAGACGGACUUCUCCAAUCUUUUCGCUAGAGAUUUAUUGCCGGCCAAAAAUGGAGAGGAACCAACCAUGCAGUUUAUGUUGGAGAUUGUGGACAUUCUCACCAACUAUGUCCGCAAGACAUUCGAUAGGUCCACCAAAGUGUUGGACUUUCACCACCCUCACCAGCUCCUGGAGGGCAUGGAGGGCUUCAACCUGGAGCUCUCUGACCAACCAGAGUCCCUGGAGCAGAUCCUGGUGGACUGCAGGGACACUCUGAAAUACGGAGUGAGGACAGGUCACCCCAGGUUCUUCAACCAGCUCUCCACAGGGUUGGACAUCAUUGGCUUGGCGGGAGAGUGGCUCACCUCCACAGCAAACACUAACAUGUUCACCUAUGAGAUCGCCCCGGUGUUUGUGCUCAUGGAGCAGCUGACCCUGAGGAAGAUGAGGGAGAUCGUGGGCUGGCCCAACGGAGAGGGAGACGGGAUCUUUUCGCCAGGAGGCGCCAUCUCCAACAUGUACAGUGUCAUGAUCGCCCGCUACAAGUUCUUCCCGGAGGUGAAGACCAAAGGCAUGACGGCCGCUCCCAGACUGGUCCUGUUCACCUCAGAGCACAGCCACUACUCCAUAAAGAAGGCCAGCGCAGCUUUGGGCUUUGGAACCGAGAACCUGAUUCUCCUGAGCACAGAUGAGAGGGGAAGGGUCAUCCCUGCUGAUCUGGAAGCCAAGGUCCUGGACGCUAAGAAGAGGGGAUGUGUUCCGAUGUUUGUGAACGCUACUGCGGGAUCCACGGUGUACGGGGCGUUCGACCCCAUCAACGAGAUUGCAGACAUCUGUGAGAAGUACAACAUGUGGCUGCAUGUAGAUGGGGCGUGGGGAGGUGGCCUGCUGAUGUCCAGGCAGCACAGGCACAAGCUGAGCGGGGUGGAGAGGGCCAACUCUGUCACCUGGAACCCUCACAAGAUGAUGGGCGUUCCUCUGCAGUGCUCUGCUAUCCUAGUCAGGGAACGGGGAGUUCUAGAAGGCUGCAACUCCAUGUGUGCAGGCUACCUCUUCCAGCCUGACAAACAGUAUGACGUCACGUAUGACACCGGUGACAAGGCCAUCCAGUGCGGAAGACACGUGGACAUCUUCAAGUUCUGGCUCAUGUGGAAAGCAAAAGGAACAGUAGGGUUUGAACAGCACAUUGACAAGUGCCUGGACCUCUCAGCGUAUCUCUACAACAAAAUCAAGGACCGAGAGGGCUACGAGAUGGUCUUCCAGGGAGAGCCUCAGCACACCAACGUGUGUUUCUGGUACCUUCCCCCGGGGAUGCGCGGCAUGCCUGACGGGCAGGAGCGGAGGGAGAGGCUGCACAAGGUGGCGCCCAAGAUCAAGGCCAUGAUGAUGGAGUCUGGAACCACCAUGGUGGGCUACCAGCCCCAGGGAGACAAGGUCAACUUCUUCCGCAUGGUCGUCUCCAACCCCGCGGCCACCAGAUCAGACAUCGACUUCUUGACCGACGAGAUCGAGAGACUUGGCCAGGACUUGUAAGGACCCACACGUCCCUGCAAGGUGUGGCUCUCAUCUCACCCACGUCCUGCCCAGACCUCCGCUCUGCUUCCUGUCCUCUGUGUCACUCAAGUAAACGUUUAAGACUUUGAAUCUUUAGCUCAGUCCUUACCAUUCGUCUAUGCCGCAAAAUGGACUGGCCUAAAUGGUUCAUGUCUUGCCUCUCUUUAGCAGUCAACAUGCCAUAGUUCGACCUGACAUAUUGUAUAGCUGCCUAUAGAAGUAUCCAUACUGACUCACUGAUCGAACUUGAAAGACUUAACCUGUUGCUACAGAGCACAAUGCAAGGGACCUCAUGGCAUAGAUAUUAUACAUUACAUAGCAUUAUAAUAUACAAUAUACACUAUAUUGUACUGGCUGCUGGUGCUGUGUGAUGUCCAUGUAAUUAUCAAGUAAGAUAAGCACCGCCCCCUUGUGUUUGAGCUGUUCUUUCCCUUUCAUAUUGAGUAGUGGGAUGUGUAACACAGUCAUUGUAACAGGUAAUCUAUUGCUGUUUUUAGAGCUGAUGAAUUUUGUGUAGAUUGUGUAUAGUAUUGUUACAUUGCUUUUGUGACAGAUAUGUGUCUUAGUUUUACAAUGGGGAAACCCCAAUAUAGAAAAUCCACAAAAUAUAUGUAUUUAAAUAGAUGAAUCACUUUAUUUAUACCAAGAGAUUAUAUGUGUGAGAGAAUAAUCUAGUAUAUUCUUCCAUUUGUAUUGUAUCCUUAUUUAUACUUUGAAACACAAAUGUAUAUUAUCAAACUGUUUUCAAUAACAUUGAAGGUAUUUUAGUGUAUUUGUGAACCAAAGAAGAGUAUAAUUAUGAAUAAGUGUAUACAGCCCUCCACAUAACCUAUAGAUGGAUUAAGAUAUAUAUAUAUAUAUAUAAAAUAUACAGUAUAUAGGAAUAUGUAAUUUGACACCCUCAGUGCAAUCUAUGUUGUGUAACUGUAAUAUGACAUUGUAGAUUGAUGAAUGUUCUCGUCACAUGACCGUGGGGUGUAAGAGAAGCACAAUACCCGACCACACCCGCCCCCUUUCACGUUAAGAAACUCAGUCCAGUCCAAUAUAUCUAUAAACGAUCGCAUUCCUUAUGUUUCAAGUGUAUGCACAAUAUUCCCCUGUGAGAAACGACAUGUUGCGAAGCUCACUUUAACGGUACGACUGCACAGCCACGCCUGGGUUUGUCCUGUGCUGCACAGCCAGGACUGGGUUUGUCCUGUGCUGGAUCUGAUAACUGUACAUUCCUGGAUGAACGGGAUGAUGGAUCCCUUGUCAGUUUAGGCACUUUAACCUCCUACCAUGUGCAAAGCAUUACUGUUAUAUUUACAGCACUAAUAAACAUCUCUGCUUUAAAACAUCU
Molecule: messenger RNA, 3639 nt
Organism: Osmerus eperlanus (European smelt)
Lineage: Eukaryota; Metazoa; Chordata; Actinopteri; Osmeriformes; Osmeridae
Gene: gad1a
Product: glutamate decarboxylase 1a
Exons: 17
Coding region: 504-2279 (591 amino acids)
Biological process (GO): GABA biosynthetic process
Cellular component (GO): cytoplasm; presynaptic active zone
Molecular function (GO): pyridoxal phosphate binding; glutamate decarboxylase activity
Source: RefSeq, a predicted model, not a curated record